This is a messenger RNA of Archocentrus centrarchus (flier cichlid), 1067 nucleotides long. Its product is annotated as sesquipedalian-1-like. The record is from RefSeq and is a predicted model, not a curated record. Gene Ontology annotation, cellular component: early endosome; recycling endosome; trans-Golgi network. The transcript is spliced from 4 exons. The coding region runs from base 119 to 913 and encodes 264 amino acids. Gene Ontology annotation, biological process: retrograde transport, endosome to Golgi; receptor recycling; endosome organization. Lineage: Eukaryota; Metazoa; Chordata; Actinopteri; Cichliformes; Cichlidae.
UACGUGGAGCUACGGUCACCUUACCAGGAAGCGAUUGAUUAACUCGCUCUCACGGAGGAACAGCAGCGCACUUUCCCGUUUCAGAAAGAUUUUGUUCUGAGCACCCUGAGAUGCUGAAAUGAAGAUUGAUGAAAAAGUCCUCACCUAUUUUGAAUCUUGUAACUCACCUGUGGAUAAGGAGGGAUACCUUUACAAGAAGGGUGAGAUCAAAACUUCCUAUCAGAAGCGCUGGUUCGUGCUGAAGGGGAACCUCCUUUUCUACAAGGAACGGCAGACCGAACGGGAUCUGAUAGGAGUGAUUGUUCUGGAGGGCUGCACCGUCCAGCUGUGUGAGUCUGAGGAGAAUUUUGCCUUCUCGCUGGUGUGGAGCGAGCCGGGGCUGCGGACGUACAAGUUUGCCGCAGAGGACCAGGCCAGUCAGGAGAGCUGGAUCAAAGCCCUGCUGUCAGCCAGCCACAGCUACCUGGCCCUGCUUGUAAUGGAAAUGGAGUCGAAGUACAAAGAUGCACUGGGUGCAUUCUAUGGUCAACCGAGCAAACCUUUCAUCAUGCCAAAAUUUGACACCGUCCAGCAUCCGGCAGCCUUUGUGAGCACAGACACUUUAAACCCAUCUUUGUAUCCAGCACCAGCGCUGGGAGCAGCACCUAGCCCGAACUCCAGUCCAAAUCUACAAGCUCUAACCAUUUCGUCCAAAAUGUCUAACAAGAAAUCACCCAAACUGCGGCCGAAGAAGAAUGCCAAUGCGGUGUCUGUGUUUGAUCCAUAUCUGGCCAUAGGGGAGGAGUCAGAGUGUGACUUUAGCCAACUGCAUGAAGAUUAUGGAAAGGAAGUAAGGGAACUGAUUGCCACGUGGUCAAAGAGAAGACACGCCGGUGCAGAAGUUCAGGAAGAAAACUUGAUAGAUUUUGGAUGAUAAAUGUUGAGUUCACUCAGUUCCCAAACCUUAAUUUAUAUAGCAUGUUUGCAUCACAAAGCUAUUAUGGAUUAGAAAUGCAUUGGUGAUAUAUAGUUGAUGUUCUUGUAUUUGUUUUCCCAGAAACAUACUGUUUCUUAUUUUACUUACACUG